Messenger RNA from Paramuricea clavata, 1104 nucleotides. The record is from the annotation of a GenBank genome assembly. NCBI's taxonomy places the organism in Eukaryota, Metazoa, Cnidaria, Anthozoa, Malacalcyonacea, Plexauridae.
AUGAACCAGAGGCGGAGCCAUCUGAGGAAAAUGCAGUGCUUCAAGAACUUAGAGAGCUGAAAGACCUCAUGAAGUCUAUAAAAGUGAAACAGAGUCAGAUGGAAAAGACUUUGGUUAGAAUAACCAAACUGCUCGACCCGAAAGACUUUGAAUUGGCAAAGUCUUCCCAUGCUGUUAGUUCAUUGUCAAUAGUACAUUACAAUAGUUUAUCAUUGAAUAGAUAAAUAUGUAGAUUUUUAAACUCUGUCUUUUAUUUCAGGCAAAUGUGACCAAAAUAUGUGCUAAAGCAUAUAUACAACUUGGACGGUUCCAAAAGCCAAAUGAAAGCAAAACUGUUAGUGUCAUAUAAAGCAUUCAUUAAAUUAAUAUAAUUAAAUUUUAUAUUCUAACAUAUCAGCAUUUGCUAGCAAUUUCUGAUUGGGUUACUUCUAUUUAGGAACAACUCCGUCAAGAAUUUUCCAAUUCCCCAUAUGGUUUCACAGUUCAAGAACUCCUUCAUGCCGAGCGUUUUGAGAAGGCGAAGUUCACCUACUGGAGAGCAGAGGAAAGGAGAAGGGUAAAGCAUGCUAUCAAAUGUUUUAAUUUAGCUUAUCGUUAAGUAAAAUCAUUGUUAACAUAAAUUCUACUGUUCAUUUAAUGUAAACCUCGUUUCUGGUGACAUCUUUUAGAUUCUGGCAGUAGGAACUUGGUCUUCUUUAUGACAAGCAUCCACAAGAGAACUGGCAGCCAAGAUCUGUGGCCUUCUCGGGGUCUAAUUUAAUGUGGUACUGGAAACCACUGUUCAACGAAACAUUGCUCUUGUGGUAAGGACCUGACAAUUGACAGACAUUGAUACUGAUACUUUCCAAUGAUUACCCAAUAAACAUAGUUACCAAAAGGUUUAAAAUCUAUUGUGAUAAAGAAGAAAAAUUAGUUUGACCUUCAAUACUUAAUACUGUUUCAUUAUCUACUUUUCAGAAAACAUAUGUUACAGCUGUUGGCAUACACCACUGCGAGAAAGACGAGAAGUUCUGUCUCUCGUUUUAUAAAUGGUCCGAGGACAAAUAUGGAGCCAGAGGACCCACCCAGAUAGACUGGGACAUCAUCCUCGCGGAAGAGCAAUAA